AUGGACAAAAUCAAUGUCUUUUUGCUUUUGAUUUCUUGCAUUCUUGGUGUUGCAUACGGUCACGAGAUGACGAACUCUACAUCGAUCGGUCAGAAGCAACUCGUCAAAUGGUGCAUUGCCCAGCCGAGUGCUCCUCAAGACAAGCUGCAAGGAUUUAUAGACUACGCGUGCGGGGUUGUCGAUUGUUCAGCCAUUCAACCAGGCGGUUCUUGUUAUUAUCCCACUAUAGUAGUGAGUCAUGCAGAUUACGCUCUGAAUAUGCUCUACAGGGUUAAAGGCUCGUGCAAUCUAUAUAUUGCUAAGAUAACAAAUUCCGCAUCAAUUGGCCGCAAGCAAGUUGUCAAAUGGUGCAUUGCUCAACCGAGUGCUCCUCAAGAAAAGUUGCAAGGACUUAUUGACUAUGCUUGCGGAGUUGUCGAUUGUUCAGCCAUUCAACCAGGUGGUUCAUGUUACUAUCCCAACAUGAUACUGAGUCAUGCAGAUUACGCUCUAAAUCAACUCUACAGGUAUAAAAGUUCCUGCAAUCUGUAUAUCGCGACGAUAACAAGCGUUAAUCCUUCAUACGGGAGUUGCAUGUAUUCAUGA
Erythranthe guttata (spotted monkey flower) is the source of this 585-nucleotide messenger RNA. Lineage: Eukaryota; Viridiplantae; Streptophyta; Magnoliopsida; Lamiales; Phrymaceae. The record is from RefSeq and is a predicted model, not a curated record.